Chelmon rostratus (copperband butterflyfish) is the source of this 5568-nucleotide messenger RNA. RefSeq names its product SH3 domain containing ring finger 1 (gene sh3rf1). NCBI's taxonomy places the organism in Eukaryota, Metazoa, Chordata, Actinopteri, Chaetodontiformes, Chaetodontidae. Bases 391 to 2988 code for a protein of 865 amino acids. The transcript has 12 exons. The record is from RefSeq and is a predicted model, not a curated record. Gene Ontology annotation, molecular function: protein binding.
UGGCGCUCGGUGUAGUUGGAGUUCCGUUGUGUCGCCCGUGUCCUUUUCGUGUUAGGUUUUACUUAUGUAUCUGACAGAGAUAUGUUUACAUUAAACGUUGCGCGCCUCGAAAGAAAACAAACAUUGGAAGAACAGUAGUAUUUGUCGAAUACUCCAGUUAAGCGGCUAGUUUACUCUAGGUAGCUUGCUAACAAGUAAACGUUAGCGAGAAAGCAAAAAUUGGGAGAUACGGGGCAACAAGAGGAGGAGUCCUGUUUUGGAAGAGCUGAUGCAGAUGCCAUGGCCACAGCCGAGGUAUGGGAGUGACGUGACAGAGCUGGUCCUGCUUCCAAACAAAAACCUUGUCAGCAUCAUGUUUUUCUGCUGAAGUGGGGGCAGAACACACAGAGAAUGGACGAGUCAGUGUUGCUGGAUUUGCUUGAGUGCCCUGUUUGUCUGGAGCGACUGGACGCCUCAGCAAAGGUUCUUCCCUGUCAGCACACCUUCUGCCGUCGAUGCCUCCAAGGCAUCCUAGGCUCACGUGGAGAGCUGCGCUGCCCAGAGUGCCGGACGUUGGUCGAGUGUGCCGUGGAUGAACUCCCCAGCAACAUCCUUCUUGUGCGCCUGUUGGAUGGCAUCAAGCAGAGGCCUCGAAGGGCUGGUCCUGGGGCAGGAGUCUGCACAAAUGGUACAUCUGGAGCCGUGGCCAGAGCACACAGCAGCGGAACAAGGGACCAGGGUACCCCAGGAGCACAACCCCAGCGAGCGCAGGCUAAGAGCACCCUUGUCCGGGGUGUACCCCAGCUCCCUUGUGCCAAGGCACUCUACAACUAUGAUGGCAAGGAACCAGGAGACCUCAAGUUCAGCAAGGGUGACAUUAUCAUCCUGCGCCGGCAAGUGGAUGAGAACUGGUACCACGGGGAGAUGGGCGGAGUUCAUGGCUUCUUCCCAACCAACUUUGUCCAGGUCAUCAAGCCGCUGCCACAACCACCACCUCAGUGCAAAGCUCUGUAUGACUUUGAGCUCAAAGACAAGGAAGCAGACAAGGACUGUCUGCCCUUCUCCAAGGAUGAUAUCCUGACUGUGAUCCGCAGAGUGGAUGAAAACUGGGCAGAGGGAAUGCUGGGAGAUAAAAUUGGAAUUUUUCCCAUCUCAUAUGUUGAGUUCAACUCGGCAGCUCGUCAGCUUAUAGAGUUGGACAAGCCGUCGGACUCCAACGGAGACUCCGGUGAGGGGGCCUCCUCAGGGCCCCAAAGCAAUGGUGCUCAGCGGGCAGGGGAGAAGAAGAACAGCAAGAAGCGACAUUCUUUCACCUCUCUCACCAUGUCCCACAAACCCAUGCUAGCUCCUCCCCCUCAGCGGCACUCCAUGGAGAUCAGCGGGCCGGUUCUCAUCAGCUCCAGCAACCCCACAGCGGCUGCCCGAAUUGGAGAGAUCAGCGGGGGGCUUUCCUGCAGCGCACCUUCACAGGUACACAUUUGCACAACUGGACUAAUUGUGACCCCACCCCCUAGUAGUCCUGUUACUACAGCAACGGUCUUCACAUUUCCCUCAGAGGCGAGCUUCACAGCUAUCCCUGUGGAUGCUCUCCCACCGCCCCCGCCUCCUCCCCCACAGUCCUCCGUCGAUGGAGCAGCAUAUUCAUUGGCUGCCGGACAGAGACCCUCCCCCAGCAUCAGCGACCAAAGUGGGAGACAAAGACCCACAGUCUAUGUGGCUAUGUUCCCCUACACUCCCCGAAAGGAGGAUGAGCUGGAACUAAGGAAGGGAGAGAUGUUUCUGGUGCUGGAACGCUGUCAGGACGGCUGGUUCAAGGGCACCUCCAUGCACACUGGCAAGAUUGGAGUCUUUCCUGGGAACUACAUGAGCCCAGUCAGCAGGACUGCAUCGGGAAGCACUCAGUCCAAAGUGCCCAUGAGCCUGUGCACUCAGGCUGGCAGAGGAAUCACCAUCGUCAGCCCCUCAUCUGCUCCCCUUGGGGCAAUUGUUCCGGGUCCUGAUUUCAACAAACCCCUCGCCGUGUGCUCCAGCGCUGUACCUCCCAACUCCCAGCCUGCAGCUGUGGUAACAGCAGCUCAAACAGCCACAGGCCAACAGCCAAAAGUCCCUCUGCAUGUCAGCUCCCAGAUGACUGUGAAUCAGGCCCGCAAUGCAGUCAGGACAGCUGCAUGCCACAGUCAGGACCGGCCCACAGCAGCAGUGACACCCAUCCAGUCUGCAACACCCGUGACCUAUCUUCCACACCUUGCAGUGUGCCCACAGCCCUCCUCCAGUCCUGCCCAAGGCUGUACCCGGGCCGGAGUGGCAAUGGGCUGUGCUGCUGCCUCUCUGACCCCACCCAAUGUCAGUGCUGCAUCCUUGGAGGGUGACGCCUUGAGGCCUGUACCUAUCCUCAGUGUGCCUGUCGGCCCUGUGAACAGCUCUGCCCUCAAUCCUGCGUCUAACAGCGCGGCUCUGGCUUGCCGACUGGACAAGGAUGUCAAGAGGGAAAAGAAAAGCCUCCUGAAGCUGUUGUCCUCCAACAAGAAGAAGUCUCGUCCUUCGCCGCCCUCUUCUCCUACUCUUGAAGCGGAACAGGCUGCUGCCGGAGAGGUGCUACACGGCGCAGUGGGCCCUGACACCUCCCCUCCCUCCACCUCUGUCAGCUGCCUCGAGCCUGAAUCCGCUGCUGCUGCUGUCGCUUCUGCCUCUUCAUCCUCCUCCUCCUCCUCAGCUCCAGAGUCCUCCCAUCGGAAGAGCAGUCCCCUUGACGGAUGUGCACCUAUCGCUCCUCCUCCUCGCCAGCCGUGCUCCUCUCUCUUAUCUCAACAACACGAUGCACGGCCCAUCAUAUGUGAGAGGUACAGGGUGGUGGUAUCAUAUCCUCCCCAGAGCGAGGCCGAGCUGGAACUUAAGGAGGGCGACAUUGUGUUUGUUCACAGGAAGCGGGAAGACGGCUGGUUCAAAGGCACACUGCAGCGGAACGGCAGGACCGGACUGUUCCCUGGCAGCUUUGUAGACAGCAUCUAACACACACACACACACACAUUUCAGUGAACCACGGUCAACACCAACGUGACCCAGCUGACCGGCGCUACAGUGCGUCGCCGUACAAACCAAACGGAUCAGCACUCACGAGGUUGUCGGGACAGGACCGCCGUAGUGACGCUUUAACACCUUAGAGCCCGCUGUGGCUCUGGUCACUGAAAAAGAACACUAGUGGCACAUGAGAGAGCUGCAGAGAAGAACAGAAUAUGUUGUCAUUGAAAGCACAGUGGACAGAGUUAGAGGAGAGCACACUACUCAUGAACUUUUCCUUUUUGUUGAUUAUUUAUAUCUUUGUAACGAUUCAGCUGUUAAAUGUGUGCCUUGUACUGUUCCUCACUUUAUUGUACAUAAGGACACAAAGAUGAUUAGUCCUAAAACAACAAGUAUGAGCUGUUGAUAUAGAUAUAUUACACGUUUUAACUUAUUUCAUAGAUUGGCCUUUUUGUAGUGCAACACAUUAAGGGGUUAAGCUGGCACAUGCCUUAUGCCAUAUAUUACCACACCAGUUAUACUUCUCUCCCUCUGACCGCUGAUAUAACAGGUUUAACAUUAAUUCAGGCUGUCAGCAGGUAGGAGCAGAUAUAUCAGAUGCAGCAGAGCAGAACAAAUGAGCGGUGUCAUCAUCACUUGUGCUGUAUAGUAGGAAAAAGGACACUUCCCCGCAGCUCUAAAGGCAGUACCUAAACCUGAGGAUCAGACGAGCGAUCUGCUGCAUUGCACAUUCAGGCACUGUAGCUGCAGCUCACAGCCGUGUGAACAUUGCACAUCGUGAACUAUCUCUGGGCCAUUCACAGGCCUCCGGUUUUUGCUCCUGGUGUUUGGCUGACAUGCUUAAGACUGUUACCUGCAGCGAUCGAAUACUUGCAUGUGAUUAGCAAAGCCUUCCGCAGUAGACAAAGUGGUGAUAGACGUGUUGCAGGGCUGUUUGGUUAUGUCUUUUUAAUAUGCGGAAAACACACUCCAAGAUAGACCUUGCAAUCAAAUAUUGCUUACUUUGUACCUUCUUUGUAUUUACUGACCAGAGUAGCUUCUCUCCUAACCCCUCGGCAAUAGCCAGACCCAGACGUAGCUCUGCAUCACAAGAGCGACAUAACAUUUCAGUAUCAGUGCACAACAGAUUCUCGUCAGUGUAUGUUUGUUGACACCUGCUGCUCUUAGAGAGUCUGUCAUUUAAACUAACUUGGACACGCAGUAAGGCACACAGGAUGUCGCUCAUCCUUCAGCAGGCUCUCAGUUUUUGUUAACUAUUACUCAUUCCUGAUAUGACUUGUGGCAAUAAGAAACACAGCUAGCUAAAGCACAGAAUGUUUGCCUAAAGUAACAUAUCAUUGUAUCACUCCACAAGAAGAGAUGUGUCGUCUACUUCUGUUGAACCUUGAAAGAUGAGGUUUUAUUGAAAUCAAUCACUUUGACCCCCUUGAUUUUUUUCCCUUUUUUGUGGUCGGGUUUUGUUGGACGUUACGUCUCUACAAAGUUCUUAAUGUUAAGUGUCGUAUUGACUUGAAUGACUGUAAGAUUUCGUUGUGAUUGGAGGGGAUUUGGUCAUAGUUUUGGUGCUUGUUAAACGUAGAGAAUAGACAGUUUUAGAAUUAAUACUUUGAGAAUGAAGACCAGUUUCUUUCAGUGGAUCAAAUAUCUCAACAUGUCAUUUCUCUUUUCCCAGUAUAUUCUUUUAAAAUACAUUUGAUAAAUGAAUGAAUUCUCCAAACUAAAGGUAUUGGGUAACAUUAUAGACUGACCCUUCCUGCCUCAGUGGACCCCACAACAUUUAAUGUAGUGUGACUUCGUCAUCUGGUAUUCAGCAAGUCCUGUGAGGUCUGAGGGGUGUUUAAACACUUUAAAGUUGAGGCAAUCACUGAAUCAUGCCAAAUCUGGCUUUGAGAAUGAAUUUACCAACUGAAUUGGACCCGUAGUUUCAAGUGUUUUUGUUUUUUGUGUUUUGUUGUUAAUUGGGGGACCACUGUGUACCUGACUGCUGGAAUAUAUUGUAGUUUUUUUUAAUUGAUGAGAGUGUGUAAAAGGAUGGUACAAAUCACUGUUAGGGCCUUUUGUUGUCUUAUGAAUUGGUACUUGUGUAGAAUUAAUCUGAUAUGUUGCAUUGUUGUCUUGGCAAUCACCACACCAACCUCAGGCUCUAUGCUAAACUCUUCCUCUGAGUGUCCUUUCAUUUCACUGGUAAGCCUUUAAUACACACAUCAGACUUCCUCCAACACACAUGUAUGCACUAUCAAAACAUUUCUAAUCAAACUGACUUCUUGUACGUAUUGUUCAUGCAUAGGCUGCACAGUUCUCAAAACAUGAAGCAUUUCUUACAGCAGUUAAUAAACUAUGUUUUCAUUUAUUGGCACACAUGGCAACGCAAGUUUGCUUAAUUCAACUUAACAGAAUUUCCUCAUGCCAAGGUGACUUACUUGAUUUUUUUUUUUUUUUUGUCUGUAGUUAGUCUUGUAUGUCUGAAAAUGGUGAAACUGAAAUCAACUUAUUUGGCACAAGUCUCUUAUGUGAAAAACAUUCUGAAGUAUUUGAGGGAAUAGCACAUUUUGUAAAAAAUCUCUAUAACAA